AAAUACCAUUUUGACAGCACACUCGCUUAGCUUUUAUUUUCGCCAUUGUCUUCGAGUGUCGUCUCUUACACUCUCACUCAGCCUCGCUUUAGUCGCUCUUCGCACUUUAUCGCCGCCGGUGCUGUCGAUCGUUGCUUCGCCACCUCCGCCUCCUAUUACCUACACAUCGGGAUUUAAUGAUUAGUAGUUUAGUUUACAAUGAAGAUCAUAAGAUGAAGAUGAAAAAACAUUGUAGACUUUGGUGGCCAAGGCAGCUCUUAUCAAACCAAGAAUCCUCCUCAAGUAUUUUAUUGGGGUGGUUUGUCACCUGCUCACCGUCAUCCCUUGACAUUGUUGUAGCCUUUACUUGUCGUGAGGUUUUGCUUUCUAGUUCUACUCCUGCAAUUGAGGGGAUCAUUCAUGACAUACAUGGGAGCAUGCCCGCAAUUCUUCAGGAUAGGUCUGUGUUCUCUGUACUUGGUCUGUGUGUCUCUGACAGUACUAGCAAUAGUUUGACAGCUGAAGCAAAUGCUGAUAAAAAAAAGUUCUCUGAUUGUGGCAAUGCAUGGGCAGAGGGAAGUACAAGUGUACACAGAAAUAAUAACUGUAGGAGUUGCAGUUUCCUCCAAUUAGAUGGAUCAUUGACGAAAAGUACCCAAUCUUUUAUUGGAAAAAGUAAUUGGGUCGUGCUGAUGUUUGAUUCUUCUGAACAGAAUGAUGUAGGAAUUUACAGGCUUCCUAAAUUGCACCACAUUCAUUGCAAUGGACUAACUCUGUCAGAAUAUGAUGUUCACGUAAUAGUUUAUGAAACACCUUCUUAUGGUGCUCAUCAUUUCUCGUUGUGUCAUUUUGGUUCAAAUGAGCAAGCGAAAGGUCCCAUUAAGAAUCCUAAGUGGGUUGAUGGGCUUCAUAAAAAGCAUAAAUUCACUGAUUUGGAUACAGUUAUUCUGGCAAUUAAUUGCACAUCUGCUGCUAAAAGAAUAUUUGACAGACAUGUGGUCCCAAGAAGAUCCUUGGGCCAACUAUCCCUAUUUCCAAUGUUUUUUGUUCUCAUAGGACAUCUGUUUUGCAAGUUUUUGGCUUCGUUCUCCACCAUGUUCUAUAUUGUUCUUCAGUUUUUCCAAUCACAUUUUAGUCAUGAAUCAGAAUCAUGGUUGUACGCGACAUCAGAAAAUGUAUUCAAGAAGACGGCAUGGAUAAAUAUCCGAAUCCGUUGUUGUCAGAUAUUGUAUUGGCCAAUUCUUCUUCAGGAGAAUGACCUUAGGUCUCAAACAUGUGUUCAAUAUGCAGAGAAAGCUGCAAUGCAUAGACAUUCUAUGUGGUCAUCUUUGGCCGUUGAUAUUCUCCUAGGAAACUUGGUUGGCUGGUCACUGUUAUAUCAUGAAGAAUCAAUUUGCUUGUCGGGUUUGAACUUUAUCCAUUGGUUUGCCACUUUUUUGCGCUCCGGGUGUGUUUGGUUAAUGGGAAACCCCGCGGGCUUCAAAUUGAAUGCUGAACUGGCAGGUGUACUUGGUUUACUUUCUUUGAAUGCAAUCCAAGUAUGGUCAACACUCUGGAUCUUUGUGUGUUUCAUCUUCAAAUAUUUUAUUCGAGGCCUUUCUAUAUUAGGAAUUCUUUGUGGAUUUACUAUACCCGCUUCUUUGAUCAUAGACAUGAUUGUGUUGGGAACCUUACAUGUUUCAACUCUUCAUUGGUUUAUUUCACUUAUAUAUUCAUCACAAAUACAGGCACUAGCAGCUUUGUGGCGACUUUUUAGGGGUCGGAAGUGGAAUCCUCUUCGCCAGAGGUUGGAUAGCUUUGACUACACUGUGAAGCAACAUAUUGUUGGAUCACUUCUAUUUACACCACUUUUACUUCUGUUACCAACUACUUCCGUUUUCUACAUAUUCUUUAGUAUUGUUGACACGACCAUUAGUCUCAUCUGCAUACUUAUUGAAAUUGCUAUUUCGGUAAUUCAUGCUACUCCUUAUAUCAAGAUAUUUCUUUGGUUGAUGAGACCUGGAAGAUUCCCUUGUGGAAUAUGGCUUGAAAUUUUUGGUUGUCAGAGUAAUCAUACCGCUUCUACAAAUCAGGAUUUUACUGAUGAAAUAAACUCAUCUAAGGAAUCAUUGCAUCUAAAGGAUUUCAAUAGAGAAAAAUCUAGUACAUUGGUUUCAAUUCUCCACAGCAAUUAUUUGAGCAUAGGAGAAGUUAUCUCGCCUCACUUCAGAAAUGCAUUUUUGGGAGUUUCUGGGUCAUCCAUCUCCACAGUAGCUUAUGGAAUUCUCAUUGGGCAAAGAAUGCCAUAUAUGCAUGGAACUCUUCUUCCUUCACCAAUGCCAUGGAUGUCCCUGCCCUACAAAGAGUAUUGGCGCCUCUGUCAUGAUUCAGUUAUUGCCUGCUUCAGAUCAUAGUGGCUUUAGAUCGGAUUUUUUUGGUUGUGUACAAUCAGGCAUUACUUCUGGGAGUUAUUUCCACAGAUUUCAUCCAACUUGCCUUUUUCUCAUGUUGAUUGAUGGAUUUUACUCUUUUAGAGAAAUAGUGGCUUUUACUUUUUUCAACGGGGUAAUAUUGAGAAUUCUUCAUCAUAGGAGUGGCUUAUUUUUUAUCCAGGGGGUUUUGCCCCAUACUGAGAAUGAUGUCUCCUCCAUAAAAGUAGCAUUUUUAUUCUACUAGAAAAAAGUAGCAUUUUUUUUUGUAAAUGUAUUAACGAACUCUCAUGCUGCUUGAGCAUAUUAGUGAUACUCUAUUCAUUGAUUUUUUGAUCGA
Messenger RNA from Lathyrus oleraceus (garden pea), 2727 nucleotides. RefSeq names its product phosphatidylinositol N-acetylglucosaminyltransferase subunit GPI1. Gene Ontology annotation, cellular component: membrane. The transcript is spliced from 10 exons. The record is from RefSeq and is a predicted model, not a curated record. Bases 177 to 2372 code for a protein of 731 amino acids. Lineage: Eukaryota; Viridiplantae; Streptophyta; Magnoliopsida; Fabales; Fabaceae. Gene Ontology annotation, biological process: GPI anchor biosynthetic process.